Molecule: messenger RNA, 507 nt
Organism: Dissoconium aciculare CBS 342.82
Lineage: Eukaryota; Fungi; Ascomycota; Dothideomycetes; Mycosphaerellales; Dissoconiaceae
Product: carbonic anhydrase
Exons: 3
Coding region: 1-507 (168 amino acids)
Molecular function (GO): carbonate dehydratase activity; zinc ion binding
Source: RefSeq, a predicted model, not a curated record
AUGUCGGGCACAGCGAUCCAACAAAACAUAUCCGCUUCGAGUGAGAAGUACUCUUCAGAAUUUACUAAGGGCAACCUGGCACUACCACCAGCCAAGAAGUACCUCGUUGUGACUUGCAUGGACGCCCGUAUCGACCCGGCGGCUGCUUUCGGUAUCGACCUUGGUGACGCACAUGUCAUUCGUAACGCUGGAGGCAACGCAAAAGACGCUCUCCGUUCCAUCUUGAUCUCUCAGCACUUGCUCGGGACCCGCGAGAUCAUCUUGGUCAAGCACACCGAUUGCGGGAUGCUGACCUUCACAAACGCCGACGCUCUCCAAGUCGUGGCCGGCAAUGUCGGCGCGGGUGUCCUCACCUCGACAUUCGACUUCCAGCCUUUCCCAGACCUCCAACAGGGCGUGAAGGAUGAUGUCGCAUGGCUCAAGAGCCACAGUGCCUUGGUCAGGGACAUUGAGAUCAGUGGAUGGGUCUACGAUGUCAGGACCGGCAAAACCACCCAGGUGGUUUGA